UCAGCCUGUCACCUGUGUUCCAAGAGCCGAACCCAGAAAUGACGUCCUCAGGCAUGCCAGAAUUACCUACCCCCCUCACCAAUUUGAAGUUUCAAUAUACCAAGAUCUUCAUAAACAAUGAAUGGCACAGUUCAGUGAGUGGCAAAAAAUUCCCUGUUUUAAACCCUGCAACUGAAGAGAAACUCUGUGAUGUCGAAGAAGGAGAUAAGGAAGAUGUUGAGAAGGCAGUGAAGGCUGCAAGGCAGGCUUUUCAGAUUGGCUCUCCAUGGCGCACUAUGGAUGCUUCGGAAAGAGGACGGCUGCUGUACAAAUUGGCUGAUCUGAUUGAAAGAGAUCGUCUGUUGCUGGCAACAAUGGAGUCAAUGAAUGGUGGAAAACUAUUUGCUAAUGCAUAUUUGAUGGAUUUAGGAGGUUGCAUAAAAACACUUCGUUAUUGUGCAGGAUGGGCUGACAAGAUUCAAGGCCGCACAAUACCUAUUGAUGGAGAUUUUUUCACUUACACAAGACAUGAGCCUAUUGGUGUGUGUGGUCAGAUCAUUCCUUGGAAUUUCCCAUUGGUUAUGCUCAUUUGGAAGUUAGGGCCUGCCCUUAGCUGUGGGAACACAGUAGUUGUAAAACCAGCAGAGCAAACUCCUCUCACAGCUCUUCAUGUGGCUGCUCUUAUAAAAGAGGCAGGAUUUCCUCCUGGAGUUGUGAAUAUUGUGCCUGGUUAUGGGCCGACAGCAGGAGCAGCUAUUUCUUCUCACAUGGAUGUUGACAAAGUGGCCUUCACAGGUUCCACAGAGGUUGGCAAAAUGAUCAAAGAAGCUGCUGGGAAAAGCAAUCUGAAAAGGGUGACCCUGGAGCUGGGAGGGAAAAGCCCUUGCAUUGUGUUUGCUGAUGCUGACUUGGACAAUGCCGUUGAAUUUGCACACCUUGGGUUAUUCUAUCACCAGGGUCAAUGUUGCAUAGCUGCAUCACGACUUUUCGUGGAGGAGUCAAUUUAUGAUGAGUUUGUUCGAAGGAGUGUUGAGCGUGCGAAAAAGUAUGUUCUUGGAAAUCCUCUGGCUCCUGGAAUCAGUCAAGGACCUCAGAUUGAUAAGGAACAAUAUGAAAAAAUACUUUCCCUCAUUGAGAGUGGGAAAAAAGAAGGAGCAAAGCUGGAAUGUGGAGGAGGUCCAUGGGGAAAUAAAGGCUACUUUAUUCAGCCCACAGUUUUCUCCAAUGUUUCAGAUGAGAUGCGCAUUGCCAAAGAGGAGAUAUUUGGACCAGUGCAGCAAAUCAUGAAGUUUAAAUCUUUAGAUGAUGUGAUCAAGAGAGCAAACAAUACUCUAUAUGGAUUAUCGGCAGGCAUCUUUACCAAAGAUCUUAAUAAAGCCAUAACAGUGUCAUCUGCUCUGCAGUCUGGGACAGUAUGGGUGAAUUGCUAUAGUGUCAUAUCUGCCCAGUGCCCCUUCGGUGGAUUCAAGAUGUCUGGAAAUGGGCGAGAACUGGGAGAAUAUGGUUUCCAUGAAUACACAGAGGUCAAGACUGUCACAAUGAAAAUUUCUCAAAAGAAUUCAUAAAGAAACUACAGGAGUGGAAUAAAGAUCAAUAGUGACUAAACAACUCCUACUGUUGCUAAUACAGUCAAUUUUAAAAAUACAGUUGUUCUUGAUUUCAUAGAAGAUAAAUAAAUCAUAUAAGAAUUACUUCUAUACCUAGAAAAAGUUGUAUGUGGCUUAUUCUUAAAGAAUAAUUUUUCUUCUGAUAUGUGAACCAAAGUCAUAUCUGUAAUAAAAAGAAUUAGAUUUCAAAGCAAGAUAUUUCUAGAUCUGUAAUAAUUUAGGGUUGUUUUUUCUUCUUUUUUUGUAGCUACUUGUCUAAGAUAAUCACUUUAUAGAAGGGGACCAAAUUUUUUUGCUUGUUUCCUUUUAUGAUACCUUGAAGUAUUUAACAUACAUGUUAAUUGCAUGACAUAUGUGCUGUAUUCCUGAUAGUUGUGAAGUCAUCGGAGUCUAUUGAGAACUUGUCUAGAAUGUCUGUCUGCUUGUCAAAUGAAACAAUGCCUGAAAUACUUUGCUGUCAUCUAAACAUAAUGCUAAUAAAAUCAAUUUUGCAUGA
Messenger RNA from Suncus etruscus (white-toothed pygmy shrew), 2082 nucleotides. RefSeq names its product aldehyde dehydrogenase 1 family member A1 (gene ALDH1A1). Gene Ontology annotation, molecular function: benzaldehyde dehydrogenase (NAD+) activity. Bases 39 to 1544 code for a protein of 501 amino acids. The transcript is spliced from 13 exons. The record is from RefSeq and is a predicted model, not a curated record. Lineage: Eukaryota; Metazoa; Chordata; Mammalia; Eulipotyphla; Soricidae.